UCUCUCUCUCUCUCUCUCUCUCUCUCUCUCUCUCUCUCUCUCUCUCUCUCUCUCUCUCUCUAUAGCAUUCUAAUUAGAUAAUUUCGUUCGUACCUACUUUUGAAUAUAAUUAAGAGAAUAUAUAUUUAUUGAUUAGCUAAUUAAUAAGAAAAUGCAAAGCUUCAAAACUUUACUAUACUCCUCGUUUCGCAAUGGUACACGAUUUCUUUCUAUUCAGUUGCUUAGGAGAAAUAAUAUUCAUCAUGAUUCCCACGACACUGUAUUGAUUGAGAGCAAUGCUAAUUCAAGAACUGCGAUUCUCAAUAGACCUUACGUUUUAAAUGCUCUCACUCCUUCAAUGGGAGUUCGGCUCAGAAAACUGUUUGAUUCCUGGGAAGAAGAUCCCAAUGUUGGCUUUUUUGUAUUGAAGGGCAAUGGGAGGGCAUUUUGUGCGGGUGGAGAUGUGGUUUCUCUGUAUCAUUCAAUUAUCGAAGGUUGCUCUUUAUGAUGGCAUCACAAUGGGGGGUGGUGCAGCGAUUUCGAUCCACGGGACAUUCCGUGUUGCAACUGAAAGAACGAAUUGUUAAGGGACAAAUUAUAUAUGCCACGGGACAUUCCUGAUGCUGGGGCUUCCUAUUACCUUUCACGUUUACCUGGCUAUUUGGGGGAAUAUUUGGGUCUAACCGGCGACACACUUGGUGGAGUAGAAAUGCUUGCUUUGGGACUUGCUACUCACUAUACACUUAGUGCAAGGCUUCCAUUGAUUGAGGAGCAACUUGGCAGAUUGAAUACAGAUGAUCCAUCCGUCAUAGAUAACUGUUUAAAGAAACACCGGGCCCUUGAUUAUCCAAAUGAAAGAAGUGUUCUUCAUAGGAUUGAGAUGGCAAAUAGAUGUUUUGGCCGUGACACAGUCGAGGAAAUUAUUUCUGCUUUGGAAGGCGAAGCAGCUCUAUCCAACGAUCAGUGGUGUCUUUCAACACUCAAGAAACUAAGAGAAGCUUCACCUUUGAGCUUGAAGAUUUCCUUAAGAUCUAUACGAGAAAGUAGAUUUCAGACUUUUGAACAAUGUGUAGCCCGCGAGUACCGUAUUUCACUUCGAGUGGUUUCCAAAGAAAUAUCCAAAGACUUCUGUGAGGGAGUUCGGGCAAGAUUGGUGGACAAGAGCUUUGCCCCAAAGUGGAAUCCGCCAUCACUAGAACAAGUGUCUGACGAUAUGAUUGACAGAUUUUUUGCACCACUUGAUGAAUAUGAGCCUGAUCUUGAGCUACCGACAAUAAUGCAGGAAGCCUGUGCUUAGGCAUGCAACUACAUAUCAUGUUAUAUAUAUUUUUAUAAAUGUGAACACAUUCUAAUAAAUAUUAAGUGCUAGAAAUAAAACCCAUCCUGUAACUUGUUUUUACCAUUAGUUCAUGAGAAUAAUUCAAAUGGCCAUGGUCAUUGAUUCUCCAAUCCAUCUAGAAGUAAAAUCACCUCCCAAAUGGUUGCGUUGAUUUCAAAAGUUUGUUCAAAUUUUACACAUUUUUUGUGG
This is a messenger RNA of Malania oleifera, 1507 nucleotides long. Its product is annotated as small ribosomal subunit protein mS47-like. Gene Ontology annotation, molecular function: 3-hydroxyisobutyryl-CoA hydrolase activity. The transcript is spliced from 13 exons. Gene Ontology annotation, biological process: L-valine catabolic process. Lineage: Eukaryota; Viridiplantae; Streptophyta; Magnoliopsida; Santalales; Ximeniaceae. The coding region runs from base 581 to 1276 and encodes 231 amino acids. The record is from RefSeq and is a predicted model, not a curated record.